This is a messenger RNA of Rhodofomes roseus, 1056 nucleotides long. RefSeq lists its product as uncharacterized. The record is from RefSeq and is a predicted model, not a curated record. NCBI's taxonomy places the organism in Eukaryota, Fungi, Basidiomycota, Agaricomycetes, Polyporales, Fomitopsidaceae. Gene Ontology annotation, molecular function: nucleic acid binding. Gene Ontology annotation, cellular component: nucleus. Bases 1 to 1056 code for a protein of 351 amino acids. The transcript has 6 exons.
AUGCAGCUCACGAAAGAACUCAUACCGAUCCCGUCCUCGGACUACCUCAUUCAGUCCAGCGAUCUCACCAACUGCUCUCCAUCUGUGUACAACGAUGCGGCCGCGCUGAAGAAGGCGAUAAAGACGAUCGAGAAGAACAACAAGCGGAUCAAAGGCGCGCCGUCCCUCCUCACGAACCGGAGAAUUAACUUCGAGAAGAUCCGCACCAUCUGGGCUGCGAAGGUUGGGACAUGGCUUGCGAUCGACUUUGAGGCAUGGGAUCGUGACCAUAGUCUGCUCACCGAGUAUGGUUGGAGUCUCGUUCGCUGGGAAGGCGAGGGCGACAACAAGCGUGAGGUGACCGAGGACGGACACUUGAUUGUCAAGGAAUAUCGAGGUUUCCAUCAGACCUACGUCCAGGAAAACCGCGAUGCAAAUCACUACAACUUUGGGAAGAGUGAGGAUGUCGACAAAUUCACGUUCCGGCAGCGGAUACGCGACAUGAUAGCCAAGUAUCGUGAGAUGGGUCCACUGUUCCUUGUCUUCCACGACAACAACCAGGAUGUCAAGUACCUCCGCAGCGACGCUAUCAAGGCAUUGAGCGACUUCGAGUAUCUGCUCCCCGACCAGCCGCCCGAGAGCGGCGUGUACGUAAUCGAUACGGGUGACCUGUUCGCUGCACUGGAGGGUGAGGGUAGCGGGAACAAGCGUUCUUUGGAGCGUGCCUGUCGACACCUGCAGAUUCCUACCGAAUUCCUGCACAAUGCGGGAAACGACGCGCACUACACCCUGGCUGCUAUGAUCGCCAUGGCUUCGGGCGACACGCUCGAUGUGCAGCGUGACAAGCGUUGGCCCAACCGCACCUCCAGCAUCAACACGAAGGUCGAGUUCAUGCCCUGGGAGGAGGACUCCGACGAGGACGACCUCGAGGCGAUCAUGCCGGGCAGUCGCGCCACGAUGCAAAUCAGCGGGGAGCAGGUGAUGCCCAACCCGGACGGUAACGAGGACCUGCCCGAAGUGGAGGACGAUAUAACGGAGGCGCUGCAGAACGGGGGCCUCAUCCCGGUCCACGCGUGA